UCAGUCCGGAUUCCACGAGGUAAAAGUUGCAAAACACAACUAUACUUCACUUUCGCACUCGUGUUAUAAUCCCACCUAACCACAAACACAGAACCAUAACACAGAGUGAGAGAGAAAAAGGGGAAAAACCUUAGCAGACCGCGAAAGCCAUUUUUCUCGUAAACGUCGAAAACCUAACUUCUCUCUCGAUCUUGAUCUAAUUAUUAUAUCUCGAAGUGAUGGCCUGUGCAAACCUUGUAAAGCUAAACGCAGCGUCGUCUUCAUGGAUCGGCCAAAAGUCACCUUUCGGCCAGCGAUCUCAGGGAUCCUCAACUCGCCGAGUCUCCUUUUCGAUCCGUGCCAACUCUUACACUGACGAGCUCGUCCAAACCGCUAAAACUAUUGCAUCACCUGGUCGUGGUAUCCUUGCCAUAGACGAAUCAAAUGCAACCUGCGGGAAGAGGUUGGCAUCUAUUGGCUUGGAUAACACCGAAACCAACCGACAAGCAUACAGACAACUUUUAUUGACUACUCCUGGUCUUGGCGAGUAUAUUUCUGGUGCCAUUCUUUUCGAGGAGACACUUUACCAGUCUACAACUGAUGGAAAGAAGUUCGUGGAUUGCCUGCGUGAUGAGAACAUUGUACCUGGCAUCAAAGUUGACAAGGGUUUAGUCCCCCUACCAGGUUCAAACAACGAGUCUUGGUGCCAAGGUUUGGAUGGAUUGGCUUCAAGAUCUGCCGAAUAUUACAAGCAAGGUGCACGUUUUGCUAAGUGGAGAACUGUUGUCAGCAUUCCCUGUGGCCCUUCUGCUCUGGCUGUCAAGGAAGCUGCAUGGGGACUUGCACGAUAUGCUGCCAUUUCUCAGGAUAACGGUCUUGUGCCCAUAGUUGAGCCUGAGAUUCUACUUGAUGGGGACCAUCCAAUUGACAGGACCCUUGAAGUUGCUGAGAAGGUCUGGUCAGAAGUCUUUUACUAUUUGGCUGAAAACAAUGUUGUGUUUGAGGGCAUCCUACUUAAGCCUAGCAUGGUAACGCCAGGGGCUGAACACAAGGAGAAGGCAUCAGCAGAUACCAUAGCCAAAUAUACACUAACGAUGCUUAAAAGGAGAGUACCUCCUGCAGUUCCUGGUAUCAUGUUUUUGUCUGGAGGGCAAUCUGAAGUGCAAGCAACCCUCAACCUCAAUGCAAUGAACCAAAGCCCCAACCCAUGGCAUGUUUCCUUCUCAUAUGCACGUGCACUGCAGAACACCGUGCUCAAGACAUGGCAAGGACGCCCUGAUAACGUGGAAGCUGCGCAGAAGUCACUUUUGGUGCGUGCCAAGGCUAACUCCUUGGCUCAGCUUGGAAGGUAUUCUGCCGAGGGUGAAAGCGAGGAAGCUAAGAAGGGAAUGUUCGUAAAGGGCUAUACCUAUUGAGCAGCAUUAAUCAAAACUAGUACUCCUUGCCCCCAAAUAAUAUGUAAUUUCGCCUUUUGUAUUGUUCCUUGUUAAUUGCUAGCUAUGCAAGCUGAGAAGUUAUAGCAUUAGAUGAUAAGCUUCUUUGUUUAUUUCUUAUGUGGCUAACGCCAGAGAGAUUGAAUAAUAUCGUUGCGAAAGGAAAACUUUUGCCAACUUCGAUCA
Populus nigra (black poplar) is the source of this 1598-nucleotide messenger RNA. Its product is annotated as fructose-bisphosphate aldolase 3, chloroplastic-like. Lineage: Eukaryota; Viridiplantae; Streptophyta; Magnoliopsida; Malpighiales; Salicaceae. Gene Ontology annotation, molecular function: fructose-bisphosphate aldolase activity. Gene Ontology annotation, cellular component: cytosol. The transcript has 6 exons. Gene Ontology annotation, biological process: fructose 1,6-bisphosphate metabolic process; glycolytic process. Bases 219 to 1394 code for a protein of 391 amino acids. The record is from RefSeq and is a predicted model, not a curated record.